AUGAUGUUUUCUUCUGCAGGCAAGCGCUGCUUCACGAUAGAGUCUCUGGUCGCCAAAGAGAACCCUCUAAUCGCGGAGGAUCCCAUCCGUCCGACGGCUUUAAGUUACUCCAACCCGACGACGGAUGCCUUAAUGAACAGUUACCAGGCUCCGCAGGCCAGGACCCUCUACCAGAGCCCGGACCUGGUGUUCCCGGAGAACCACCCCUCCCUCACCGUGGCUCCUCACCAGCUCGGAGGCUCCCACCACCUACAGCAUCCGCACUUCUUCGGGACGCAGCACCGAGACCCGCUCAACUUCUACCCCUGGGUCCUGCGGAACCGGUUUUUCGGACACCGAUUUCAAGGUAACGACAUGUCCCAGGACAGCCUGCUCCUCCACGGGCCUUUCGCCAGAAAACCCAAACGCAUCCGGACGGCCUUCUCUCCGUCGCAGCUCCUCCGUCUGGAAAGAGCCUUCGAGAAGAACCACUAUGUGGUCGGAGCCGAGAGGAAGCAGCUCGCAAACAGCUUGAGUUUAUCUGAAACACAGGUGAAGGUGUGGUUCCAGAACAGGCGGACCAAGUACAAGCGCCAGAAGCUGGAGGAGGAGGGACCAGACAGCCAGCAGAAGAAGAAGGGAACCCACCACAUCAACAGAUGGCGCAUGGCCACCAAGCAGCCCAGCUCCGAGGACGUAGACGUCACCUCAGAGGACUAA
Messenger RNA from Anarrhichthys ocellatus (wolf-eel), 699 nucleotides. It is a transcript of the gene emx1, whose product is annotated as empty spiracles homeobox 1. The transcript is spliced from 3 exons. Gene Ontology annotation, cellular component: nucleus. The record is from RefSeq and is a predicted model, not a curated record. Gene Ontology annotation, biological process: brain development; regulation of transcription by RNA polymerase II; central nervous system development. NCBI's taxonomy places the organism in Eukaryota, Metazoa, Chordata, Actinopteri, Perciformes, Anarhichadidae. The coding region runs from base 1 to 699 and encodes 232 amino acids. Gene Ontology annotation, molecular function: RNA polymerase II cis-regulatory region sequence-specific DNA binding; DNA-binding transcription factor activity, RNA polymerase II-specific.